Molecule: messenger RNA, 2302 nt
Organism: Uranotaenia lowii
Lineage: Eukaryota; Metazoa; Arthropoda; Insecta; Diptera; Culicidae
Product: ovochymase-2-like
Exons: 6
Coding region: 103-2043 (646 amino acids)
Biological process (GO): proteolysis
Molecular function (GO): serine-type endopeptidase activity
Source: RefSeq, a predicted model, not a curated record
CAUGGUCAGGGAUUUUCGAUUUUUAAAAUAUGUAUAAAAACACAUGCGUAUUAGGCUAACGCCGAUCAGUUUUUCAAGCGACUUCGAUACAAUCGGUUAGAUAUGUGGUUUGCGAUCAUUUUAGCGCUUGUGCUACAAAGUGGCAGAGUAUCUUCGGACGAUAUCGAUGACAACAACGCGCAGUUUCGUUGUGGAGUUCCCAGGCGUUUCGGAGAGCAGCUUAUCCAUCACGCAUGGGCCAGCGAGCCCGGCCAAUGGCCUUGGCACGUUGCCCUGUACCAUGGGAAGUCAAACAGCUCGCAAGAGUACAAGUGUGGCGGCACCCUGAUCGAUCAACGGCACGUCCUGACUGCAGCUCAUUGCGUGGUUCGUUCCAAUGGCAAAUCGAUGUCAACGAGUGACCUAUCGGUUCAUCUCGGGAAAUAUAAUUUGGGCGAUCAGCUGAGCCGGGUUCAGAUUAAAGUAGUUGAGAACAUCCACGUCCAUCCGAAUUUCUCCCGCAAUCGCCACGACAUUGCGAUCCUCGAGUUGGAGGAUCCAGUUAGGUUCAGCGACUACGUUAUCCCGAUUUGUUUGGGCGACUUGAGGGAGUCAGACGAAUUGGAGGGAGAGCGAGGGUGGGUCGCCGGAUGGGGGUUGACUGAAACAGGCGACAUCUCGGAGACGCUGAAAACCGCCCGGAUGCCGGUUGUCAACAAUACCGAGUGCGUUAGUAGUGAUCAUGUGCUGUUUGGACGGUUUAUUUCAGCGGCUGUUUUUUGCGCUAGCGAUAGAAAUGGCACCAGCGUAUGUCUGGGAGAUAGCGGAGGCGGAAUGUACUUUAGUUCUGGAGGAUACUACGAAUUACGUGGGAUUGUUUCGUUUGCGGGGAAAACACCCGAAGGGAACUGUGAAACUAACAAGUACAUCAUUGUUACGAACGUUGACUACUAUCAUGGAUGGAUUCGCGCCAUCACAUUCGGAGAGACAAAUUGGGUGGAUGUUCAUCAACCGAAACGGAUCAGCGAAAAAAAAUGCCUGGAGUAUGCAAAAUUCGCAAAGAAGGAAAAGAACGGCGUGUGUGAGAACAACAAGAAACCACAUGAGGUUCAAAUUUAUUACCGCUCCGAGCAAGUUUGUUUCGGAAACAUCAUCAGCGAGCAGUUUGUCAUUAACGCGAUUUAUCCUUGCACUAUUAACAGGAGCGCUAAAGAUCUGCAGAUUCGUUACGAUGGAAGAUUCCACUCAGUCAAAGAAAUCUACCGUCAUCCGGGAUACGUUGAUGAGUACCAAGGAGUUAAUCUGGCAUUGAUGAAGCUAAGGGAACCUCUGACGCUGAGCGGAAGCCUGCUUCCGGCUUGUUUGGCCAACACAGAUAGUGAAAAUUUGUACGAUGACUUCCGGAAAGAAUAUCAGGGAACAAGAAUAUUUCAUUGGUUGGAAGGGAACAAAAACCUCCUAAUGCCUCGGGAAGAGUGUUUGAAGGCGUACGGGAAAUUGACCCGGAACCCAUUGCUUCCUAUCGAGGGCUGUGCCACCUUGAUUGACCAAGUGAACUAUCAUUUCUGGCAGUUUCCUGGCAUUCCGGUGGUCAAAUUCAACAGCCGAAACUGUCAGUACACCAUACUAGGGCUCUCAAUAAGAGAACUAGAUUACGGGAAACUUCUGGUGUUUACGCGAGUGGCUCCUGUUUUGGAUUGGAUCGAGCAGAUUGUGUGGGCGAAGGAAAGCGAAGGAACCAAAGCAGCUGGAACCGCCAAUACACAGUUGAUGCCUAUGGAAACACUAACAACAACAAUGGGUACACCAGAAGGAACAACAGAAUCGAUAAUAACAAUCAGGAUAAAAACGGAUGCAAAGGUAGAAGAACCUCAGAAAGCUUUUGUAAAAAUCUUAGAAAGUAUCUGGAAUAAUUUUUCAGAAUUUGUCAGACAAUACGAAGAUGCAAACAGGGAAAAACGGCAGGAAGCUGCAGAUACAUUCUUACAAAGUAUCGUGAAUAGUUUUUCGGAAAUGUUUUCGUUGCUUGAAGCGGUUCCUAUUAUAUCUGCUGAUGCAACAUAGUGUGCCAAUUUUGCCAGUUCCCUAAAUCGACUAGGUUUACUAACGGCGUGUUCGUAAAUUGAUUUUCAAUCGAACUGUUUUUUUUUUAUCGAUGCUGGCGUUCCUAAAUUAUAAACAAACGUAUGCAAAAGCAUUUGAAAGUGAUUUGACAUCUACAAAAAAAAAAACGAUCGACUGAUGCAUCGCCCAAAAAAAAUCAAUUUACCUAGAACAUAGAGACAUUGAAAUCCGAACGUUACGGGCAGUUUCUUAGGAAGUC